This is a messenger RNA of Blepharisma stoltei, 1488 nucleotides long. Lineage: Eukaryota; Ciliophora; Heterotrichea; Heterotrichida; Blepharismidae. The record is from the annotation of a GenBank genome assembly.
AUGAAAAUAAUACUUCUCCUAUUCAUUUCUGUGCUUUCGAAGCUCUACUUGCCCAUCCGCAGUAUAGAAAAACAGCUAGGAUCUGAGCAGAACGACACAGUAGUGGCUGUUUCUAACUACCAAAAUGUAAAGUUUACUCAGAUUGCCUAUACUGUCCAAGUAUCGAUUGGGACCCCUGGCCAGAUUUUUGAGCUCCUUCUUGAUACAGCCAGCUCUGUAAAUUUAAUAUAGGAUAUUUGGGUUGUUGAUCAUGCAUGCUUGAAUUGCAAUAAGCCUUUAAAUGUCUUCUAUCCUUCACAGUCGACGACGUUUUCUGAUAAAUUAAACCCAAUCCACAUUGACGUAAUCAUUAUGUAGCCUCAAUUCAGUGGUGCUGAAGCCCUUUUAAGCACAGAUAAUGUUGAAAUUCAAGAGCUCACUGUAACUGGUCAGACUUUUGCACUCGUUGUCUCAGAUUUAGCCUAUCAGGGUGCGAACUGGGAUGGAGUCCUAGGUCUCGGCUUCAACAACACCUCCUCCAGCAACUUGAUACAAAAUUUAUACAACCAAGGUCUGAUAGAGCAGCCUUUGUUUUCGUUGUAUUUGAACAACGAUGAAGACGAUGACUCUCCAAACUCUGCGCUAGUUCUUGGCGGAGUCGAUGAAGAGUUUUACGAAAGUGGAACAUUUACUUAUUUCCCUCUCUUGGGUGACCAAAACAUCUGGUCAGUUUAUCUUUCGUCCGUUGAGGUUGCCUCUCUACCUAUUUCGUUUGGCGGCGAAGUGUUGUUUGAUAUAGGAACUUCUCUUAUUUUUGCUCCAGAGACUGAUUAUCACGCCAUAAGUGAAAUUUUCAGACUUAAUUAUGGCUGUAUAGAAGGAGACCAAGUCCUCUGUCCCUGCUCAGACUUCAGUAAUUAUCCAAAUAUCACAUUUAAAUUGGGUUCUUCCUCAAGCUAUAGCAUCCCUCCUGAAGCUUAUUUCACCCAAAACUCAACUACUGGGUCGUGCGUUCUUUUGCUUGGACAAUCAUCGACUUCAGCACCUAUUUGGGUUUUAGGGACUGUCUUCUUAAGAGAGUACUAUACAACUUUCAGCAUGCAGACUGACUAUAAUGCAGCUCAAAUUGGGUUGGCUCAAUUAAAAGUAUCUCAUCAUAGAAGACACCAUAGUGGAGGUUCAACAUCAUCUGAUGAUGAUGACUUGCUUGGACUUAAAAUUGGGCUUCCUAUAGGAGGAGUCAUAGCUAUAGGAGCUGCUGGAACUGUAAUUUGCUGCUGCAUUUUGAAAAGAAGAAAAGCUAAAAAGGCAAAAGAAAAUAAGGACAAUCAGCAAAAACUGAUUAUCUAUGUAGGAGGAGAUGUUCAAAGACCUCCUGAAGUUCCUAGCUUCAUUGAGAGUGUUGAUGAGCAUUAUCAAGAAGUAAAGCCAAUAGUGGUUGUAAACGACCCUGAUAAGAAUACUCAAACGGUAUUCUACCCUUAUUUACCACCAGUAGCAGAUAGCUAA